Molecule: messenger RNA, 234 nt
Organism: Effrenium voratum
Lineage: Eukaryota; Dinophyceae; Suessiales; Symbiodiniaceae
Source: the annotation of a GenBank genome assembly
AUGAAGGUGCCCUUGAGAGUUCGGAGGCUCCGGCGCCUGGCGUUUGAGGGCGGGGCCACCAGGAAGGGCGUGCUCUUGGCGGAGCUGAGUGCUGCCAAGGGCCGGCGCUGGCGCAGCCCGCUGCUGCAGGAGCUCCUCCUGGAUGUGUCGGAGCUGCUGAACUUGCGGGCCUACGCGCGGACCUACGUGAGCUCCCGGCCGCGGAUGGUCUUGGAGCUCGAGGAGGCGCGGUGA